AUGAAGACAAUAAAGUGUUCGCCACUUUUAGCUAUGCUGCUCGGUUUCAUUAUCGUAGCCGUCGCCAUAUCCACCAUCUCCGUCGAGGGCCGUAACCACCACGUCAAGAAUAUCAAACCGAAACACCAUCGUCAUUCCAAAAAUAUCCCUACCGGCUCUCCUGCUCCGGCACCUUACCCGUCCACGGACGAAGCCAUUUUCGACAUUCGCUCCUUCGGUGCCAAGGGUGAUGGAGUCUCCGACGACUCAGAGGCAUUGGUCGGAGCGUGGAAGGCGGCUUGCAAAGUUGCCGGAGGGAAGGUGGAAAUUCCGGCAGGAAAAGAGUUUAUGGUAAAGCCGGUGACGCUACAAGGGCCGUGCAAGGAGGAGACAUUGGUUCAAAUAGAAGGAACAUUAGUGGCUCUGGAGAAGGUAGGGUCAUGGCCUAAGUCAAGCUUGUUUCAAUGGCUUAACUUCAAAUUGGUCAGCCAUGUCACCAUCCAAGGCUCAGGGACUCUUGAUGGUCGUGGCUCCAACUGGUGGAACUUAGACACUUACCAAACUCAGAAGAAAAAUAAGUAUAUCCCACCAAUGAAGCCAACGGCACUUAGGUUUUAUAGAAGUGAUAACGUGACGGUCCGUGACAUAAGCAUCGUGAACAGCCCACUGUGUCACCUGAAGUUUGAUAAUUCUGACGGAGUCAAAGUCAACAACAUAACCAUCUCUUCGCCGGCGAAUAGCCCAAACACCGACGGAAUCCACCUCCAAAACACACGUAACGUCGAGAUUCAACACUCUAACAUCGCCUGCGGAGAUGACUGUGUAUCCAUUCAAACCGGCUCCUCCAACGUACAUAUACACCACAUCAAUUGUGGCCCUGGCCAUGGCAUCAGCAUAGGAGGUCUAGGGAAAGAUAAGAGUGUGGCAUGUGUUUCUGAUAUUGUUGUGGAGGAUAUCUAUAUACAGAACACUCUUGCAGGUGUUCGGAUCAAGACUUGGCAGGGAGGAUUAGGGGUCGUCAAGAACUUAACAUUCUCGAACAUACAAGUAACGGACGUGCAGAUACCAAUAGAAAUAAACCAGUACUACUGCGGCAAGUCCAAUAAGUGUAAGAAUCAGACCCGCGCAGUAUCGAUUUCCGGCAUUAAAUACAGCAACAUCGUCGGUAGUUUCACGGUGCACCCGGUACGUAUCGAAUGCAGCAACAACGUACCAUGCAUGGACGUGGAACUUAUGGAUAUAAGACUAAAACCUUCCAGAGGAUUACAAACACAUCAGCAACAACAAGCUUUGUGUUGGAACUCGUACGGUAAAACACAAGAGCCGCUGGUUCCUUCAAGCAUUGGUUAUUGCUUGAAGAAGAGUAAAACUGGUGGUUACUAUCCCAAGAGUUUUAUUACUUCGUCCCAUGAUAAAACUUGCCCUUCGUAA
Arabis nemorensis is the source of this 1410-nucleotide messenger RNA. Lineage: Eukaryota; Viridiplantae; Streptophyta; Magnoliopsida; Brassicales; Brassicaceae. The record is from the annotation of a GenBank genome assembly.